Molecule: messenger RNA, 696 nt
Organism: Candidula unifasciata
Lineage: Eukaryota; Metazoa; Mollusca; Gastropoda; Stylommatophora; Geomitridae
Source: the annotation of a GenBank genome assembly
AUGCCCUCUGGAUGCUCGAUUCCCUACAUGUCUGACAUGAAUCGCACUAUGUAUGGCACAGCUGUGGUUCAAGCACUGGGUAGACCAGUAGUCAUGUCCAGUCUACUGGUCAGUUUUGCCAGGCGUCCAGGCGGUGUCCGGAUGAUGCAGCAGCAGCACCACCAGAGUAUGAACAGAGGCAUGGCACGUGCUAAUGAUGUGAAGCACCCAGCAUUGUCUAAUGGAAUGCAGGCCGCCUCCGUCCUCCAGCACCACUCACUCACCAACAGGGGCCAGACUUUACUGGUUCAACAGCGGACCAUAAGGACAGACCUUGCUGGCCUGGCACAGCAGACAGUGUUCCAGCAGCAGGUUGUGGCCCCUGCUGCCAUGACGCAGUCUACGAUGAUGCAUAUCGAUUCUGUGAGGCAGAGAGCCCUGACCGCACAGCAGGCCAGUCUUAUACAGCAGAGGGGGAUAAGAUAUAUUCCGACUGGAGUCUUGGGUGCCCCAUUGCUACAGUCACAAACCAUACAAAGUACCUCUAUGAUUGAAGAAAGAGCAGCAGCACUGAUGGGGCAUGGCCUGGUCAGAGGUGUGACUCAAAGUCACAUGAUGCAAAACCUUGUCCAGCAGAGGUAUCUAGGUGGCCCCCUCGUGCCAUGCAGGCGUGUCCAGUUGGUAGCAGGCCACCCAGCCAGGAUGGUAAAUAAAUAG